AGCACAAGCAUUAUCAGUUCAGACAUCAAAAGUUUCUAAAUUUGUUAGUUACUUUCUUGUUUUCAAUCUUCCGGAAAAGAAAAUAACGAUGAUUAGUACCAAGAAACUCAUCAAAAUGGCUAGGAAAUGGCAGAAGUUUGCAGCCAUGCAGAGGAAGAGGAUUUCAUUUGUAAGAAAUGUUAGCGAUGCAGAUAGUUGUAGUACGUCUUCAUCGACUAUAGUUGAAAAAGGACAUUUUGUAGUAUAUACAGUUGAUCAAGUUCGCUUUGUCAUUCCAUUGGUUUACCUUAAAAAUGAGAUCAUUAGGCAACUUUUGAACAUGUCCGAAGAAGAAUUUGGGCUACCGAGUGGUGGUCCUAUUACAUUACCCUGUGAUUCAGCCUUCAUGGACUACAUCAUUUUGCUAAUCAAGAAAGGCAUAACUGCUGGAGAUUUUCACAAAGCGUUGCUCCUAUCAGUUCCUUCUUCUUGCUGUUUGACUUCUUCUUUGCACCAAGAAAGUGGAAACCAACAGCUUCUUGUUUGUUGAGUCAUAAUACAUGCUAGCUGAAAAUAGUUUUUUAGAUAGGGCAUACACUGAUGAACAUUAUUGUAAAGUGCAUCAUACAGAUUAAUGAAUAUUAUUUUAUCAGAGAAAAUUUACCA
This is a messenger RNA of Solanum stenotomum, 645 nucleotides long. RefSeq names its product auxin-responsive protein SAUR68-like. The record is from RefSeq and is a predicted model, not a curated record. Gene Ontology annotation, biological process: response to auxin. Lineage: Eukaryota; Viridiplantae; Streptophyta; Magnoliopsida; Solanales; Solanaceae. The coding region runs from base 89 to 529 and encodes 146 amino acids. The transcript has a single exon.